GUGCUGCCAAUCAGUGCCACCUAUCAGUGCCAGUCAGUGCCACCUAUCAGUGCCAUCAGUGCCGCCUAUCAGUGCCACCUAUCAGUGCUGCCUAUCAGUGCCAUAUAUGAGUGCUGCCUUUCAGUGCCCAUCAGUGAUGCCUGUCAAUGCCCAUCAGUGCCACCUACCAGUGCCUCCUCAUCAGUGCCACCUAUCAGUGUCCAUCAGUGCAGCCUAUCAGUGCCCAUCAGUGCAGCCUCAUUAACGCACAUCAGGAGAAAAAUCACUUAUUUACAA
This is a messenger RNA of Staurois parvus, 276 nucleotides long. The record is from the annotation of a GenBank genome assembly. Lineage: Eukaryota; Metazoa; Chordata; Amphibia; Anura; Ranidae.